Messenger RNA from Aspergillus wentii DTO 134E9, 3121 nucleotides. Its product is annotated as tetratricopeptide repeat protein. Gene Ontology annotation, molecular function: protein binding. The record is from RefSeq and is a predicted model, not a curated record. The transcript is spliced from 2 exons. NCBI's taxonomy places the organism in Eukaryota, Fungi, Ascomycota, Eurotiomycetes, Eurotiales, Aspergillaceae. Bases 4 to 2685 code for a protein of 893 amino acids.
UCGAUGGAUAACUACAUCAUUCCCGCUUCCUCGCUAUUGAGGGUUCUUCAGGGAAUUGUUGUUGCUACAAAAUUACCUCAAAGUAAAACUGAGCCUCUUGUUCAAUGUUUUUCUGGUGGCGUAACAGGCACUGAUAUCCGCCCUGCUGACAGGGAGUUAUCCCUUUCGGUUGGGAAAUGGCGUGAUGAAGUUUAUUCUAUUCCCGAGGAGAAUAAAUCGGAGAAAGAUGGUCUGCAACAUCUAAGCAACCUCGCUAUUGGAAUCGCCUUCCUCCGCGAACAAGGCCGACAGAGCCAGGAUGCAGUCACUGGCACAGAAUUAGCUACCGUCUGGGAGAUGGUUCAUGGCGCGCUGACCAGUGCACUGCUAAGUCAGCCCCAGUUCCAAGCAUCUCGCAGCGCACAGGGGUUCCUGGCCGUUCCGCUCUGCAGUCUAAUCGAGAACGGGAAUAUCUCGGAGCUUUUUCGGCUUCAUGUCUGGCUACCUGAUGGACAGCGGGGAGCUGAGGCCUUCGCCGUGCAUUCUCAUCAGCCCUUUGCGCAGAGUUGGAUCCUGGCCGGCGAGGGUGUCGAUCAUUCAUUUAAUGUGGAGGGUGUCACGGAUGAAGCGAUGUCGACUCAUGCCGAGUACAGGCUAGCCUGGAAUGAUGGGAAGAAUACAGGGGCGAGUUAUAAAACACAUCAGAUAUCGUCUACUGUUGUGAGGUCGGGAAGGAUGGUGCGGGUAAUCCCAACAGGGUCGAAGGUGCAUACGCGGGAUAUGAGCUAUACCAUUCCAGCCGCCGUUUUUCAUCAGACAACGGUUCAGCCUGAUACCCUGCAUGCUACACUUUUCUUCUUCGAUGCCUCACGAGGGUUUGUCAAGGAUGCACCGGUUCUAGGUCCAAAGGAUAUGGAGUCAUCGACGCAGCUGCGCGAUCCUGCUGGUGUCACACCCGCGGCACUGGCGACUAUGGUAGAGGCCGUUCGAGCAUGGGAGAUACUGAUGGACCAAGGACAGGCCCACUCGGAGCGUGCAGAGUGGGAACAUGCGUUGCGAUCUUUCAGCCACGCCCUGAGUCUUUGUGGGCCAGCCAGCAAGUUGCCGAAUCCAGAUAGCUACAACCAUAUCGUUCUGGCUAGGCUCGGAUAUACUAAUAGACGAUUUGGAAGAUAUGAAAAGGCGGAGGGGUAUCUGGAAGCUGCAUUGCAAGGGCUGGGGUCGACACCUUUACAUGUUGAAGUUAGUGGAGAGCUGGGGGUGGUCUAUCGCCAUAUGAACCGUCUUGAGGAUGCAAAACGGGCAUUUGAGAAGCAGUAUGAGAUAUCAAAAGCACUCAAUCUGGAACGAGCUACAUGUCGUGCAAUUGGAAAUUUGGGGAUGGUGAACUACCAGUGCUCACAGGAGAUGUUGGAUCUGGCUAUUGAGCAGCUAAAAGAGCGUGUUGAACGUGCUGAACUGAUUAAGAGGUCGACAGCCCCAGAGCAAAGGAGUGAACCCACGGUCUGGAAAACCAUUGGAUUGUCUCGUCUUUCACUGUGCUACACGGCCAAGGGGCUCAAGAAAGAAGCUACUGACGCCGCUUCGGAAGCUCUAAAAGCGGCCCUCGACAUGCAUGACCCAACAGUGACUGCCAUGUCCCAAUUUUUCUAUGGGCGUGCUUUACUUUUAGACGGGCAGAAGAAGGAAGCUUUGCAACACUUCAACCCAGUCGGAACAUGUACUCCGGCGAUGGCAUUAUGUAAGGAGCCUUCCGACGAGCAUCUAGUACAUCUACGCGAAGUAGUUGACGCCGGGGCAAACAUGGACCUUGUUGACGAGCAUGGCUACAGCGCACUUGAUUACGCCGUAUUCUGCGGCAGCAAACCUGCCGAAGAGGUUGUCCUCGAUGGUCUUCGCAGGCAAUUCUUAGAGCAAACCGAGAACGAGCUCCUCAACCGUAAAAGCGAAGCUCGAAUUCGCAAGUGCUAUCGGGAACUGUUCCAGGAACACCUACGUCCGGUACUACUUGACAGCGAUGGCGCUGACCGACUCCAGCAUCUGCGACGGGUAUAUGCGGAGACACUAGCUGCAGAUAAAGAGAAAAGCGCCGUAUUUGAUGGAUUCAAGUUUGUGUGGUUCUCGGACUUUGUGCUGAACGGUCGACUUCCACGGUCGAAUCAUGGACUCACGCAGCAUCUCAAGGAUCUUACGCCUGACAAGGUGCCGGACUAUGUGGUCUUUAUAUCAUAUCGGUGGAUAGGCGAUGGGACUGCUAUUCCAUGUCCGGAUGAUAAUAAUCACUCGCAGUAUCAACGAAUGAUCCAAGCUGUCAACCAGUUUCUAGCAUCAUCAUCCGUAAAUGCGGAGAAGUUAGGCAUUUGGCUGGAUUGGGCCUGUGUCAAUCAAGAUAACCCCUCACCGGGAGUGUCUGCCCUCCCACUAAACCUGGCACAGUGCGACGCUGUGAUCAGCCUUCUUGAUAAUGACUACCACAGUCGUGCGUGGUGCUCUGUCGAGGUGAUGAUGGUGCAAAUGCUGCGAAAGUCUUACCAUCUACACUCAUGGUAUGAACAUACAAAGUUUGAUACUGGCGACUGGGUUCUGCACGAGGGCCCAUUAACAUUCAAGCCAGAAGUUGCAGGCAAGCGGUUGAGUUGCGAACAGGAUCGAGCGAGGAUUUUGUUUUUGGAAAGACAGACCAGACUGCUUGGGCGGGUGGAAUAACGGGUCGAAUAGUUCGCUGGAGUUGGUGGCGAGGAAUCAUGAGCGAUGACUAGACUAGAUGAUGCUAUCAAUGGGGACAUAUUAAAUAAGGAUAAAGAAGGGGUAUACAUGUAGAUGGACAAAAGUACUGCAUGAUAAGUGGUGAAAUGGUCUGGUGAUUCUUUGGCCUGGCAGAUCGUCAGUAGUGUUUCACUUCAUCCGCAAAAUCCCUCCAAGAUUUCAUGUGAUGAUGAGGCUAUAAUAUUCAUAUUGUAGUCAGCAGUUGUAAUUAAUAAUCUGAAACAAUGCCGUCACUGCUACUAUGAUACGGCUGGGAGUACAUGUAUGAUGGAAUAUGCGCAUACAUGUAAAUAUUUUCAUUCCUUUCCUCCGCCCUCAUCUUCGGAUUUCUCACACCAUCAUAUUGAUCAAAAUAUUAUUCUAGUAUACAUACCCU